Molecule: messenger RNA, 2463 nt
Organism: Fulvia fulva
Lineage: Eukaryota; Fungi; Ascomycota; Dothideomycetes; Mycosphaerellales; Mycosphaerellaceae
Exons: 4
Coding region: 1-2463 (820 amino acids)
Molecular function (GO): protein binding
Source: RefSeq, a predicted model, not a curated record
AUGCCGGAGACAAGAUCGUCGACGCCUGAUAGUUUGCCGGCUCUUGAAUCGUUGGAUGCGCUAACCCUGGACACACGACCAACACCUGGGCAGUUCACCUACGUCUUGCCUACGACCACGACCAGCGCCCAGCCAACCAUACCACGACGUUCAGCGCCGGCGCGAACAUCGAACAUGGCAAUCGACCGUUACAUUCCUUACCCUGAGGCGCAUGACCUCGCGAGAACGCAGAAAGGAUUCUAUCCUGUCAGAAUACCUGUUUCUCACUGGCAACUGCGACAUUAUAUCUCCACGCCCGAGGAAGAUCACCUCUACUAUGCGAGUGGGAACGACAUUUACUGCUUGAAUACGAAGACAAAGAAGAGGAAGCACAUUGCGGCGCUGCCGUUUGAGGCGAGGUGUACGGCGAGUGGAUUUGGGUGGGUGUGCGUUGGGGGCGAGGAGGAGGGCCAUUUUGCGGCUAUCAAGCUGGAGAGGGCGUCUCAUGAGGUUGACGAUGGGUUGCCGAUCGAUGGGCGGAGGCAGGGUGGGAACAAUGUGCCAGAAAGAAGAGCGCCGACUGUGAGGGUGGAGAAGAUUGGUGAGGAAAUAGUAAACUCCAUUUCAAUCCACCGGAUACAGGAUGAAGAGGCGCACUUGGAUGAUAUCGUGGCGGUCCUGACCAACAACGACAAGACGGUGCGGGUGUAUAGCCUGCCAGCUGGGCAAGAGACGAGGGUGAAGGACUUGCCGUUCGCGAUCAAUCAUGCGACGAUAAGUCCGGAUGGGACGAUGUUGAUUGCCGUGGGGGACUACAAUCAGGCUUACUUCUUUACGAGGGAAAUCAUGGACACGCCGCCGCAGAUCCCGAAGCCGCAUAAUCGACUGACGAGCGCGAGCCUGGAGUGGAGGCUGACGAAUGUGGUUACGCUACAUGUCACAGAUUUGACAGUAGGAUACUUCACAACUUGUUGGUCGCCGUCGGGACAUCUGGUCGCAGUGGGCUCAGAAGGUGGCUACAUCACCGUCAUGGACACAGCGAUACUCACCGAUAAUGAGUGCGAAGACGACGACUCGAUCGUUGCGGUCGUGCCUGGUUCGAGAGCAGACCUUCCUUCACCACAUCCUGGCGCUAUUCGAUCGAUGAUGUUCUCGCCCGAGCCGUGGGAGCUUCUGAUCUGGGCUGAAGAUCAAGGUCGAAUAUGUGUUGGGGAUCUUCGCACAGGGCUCAAGAGCAGGCAGAUCAUCAGCUUGGAGCCAAAGGAUGAAAGCUUGGACGAGCACAUAUUGGAAGAGCUUCCCGGGGAAGAUACUAGGAUACCACACAUUGACGAGCUGGAGGCAGAUCUACUACAGCGAUAUCGAGACUCUCCAGACAACACUUCGGCUGUCAACUUUGCGACAGAGUACAUUGAAGCUCGACGGCGGCAGCGACAACACAGACAAGACUUGGCGAAUCAACGAUCACAGUCGGGCACGCCUAGCUCGAGGCGGAACGUGGGCGGCGAUUACGAUGGCGAUGAUCCGGGAGGCCUGACAGCACGGGAACAGCAGAUUCUCGAAUCGCUACGAACAUCGAGAUUGAGAGAAGAGGCACGCUCGUAUGGGCACACGCCUCGUUCAGUCAACUACACAUCUCCCGACAUGUUUACGGCUACCAACAGCAGAUCGUCGGGGACAGCAUCGAACACCAUCACAGGAGAAUCAGGGCGACCCAUCAGUGAGAUCCUGAACUCUGUGCAAGAGUCCUUCCCUGAGCUCUCGCGCACAAACGCCAUAAGCCCAGACCCCUCAUCCUCCCACGAAGCCGAACCACCAAGCACUCUCCCACCUCUCCGCGCCCUCCAAGAAGGCGUCUGGGGCUCCUCGGCACGCUCCGGCCUCCCUCGUCUAGGCGACACCUCCCGCCUCCCUCGACGUCGCCAAUCCGGCGUCCUCAGUCCUCCUACUUCUAACGGCGGCUCAUCCUCACGAGCAUCAGCAACAGCCUACGCCACAGAACCCGAAGACGACAACCCAUGGCGCACAAUCGAAGAAUACAUGGCCGCAGCCCGCGGUCCCCUCUUCGAAGGCGCUGCUCGAGCUCCUCCUCAACCCACCUCCCCACUUCCAGCCCCCACAACCCUCGAAUCUCUCCAAUCCGACCUCGACGCCCAACGCCGCAUAUCCGCUGCGCAGGCGAGAGCGAGGGAACGGUGGAGAAAUAGUAGACUCGGCGGGAACGCUGCUGCAAGUGCCAGCGCUACGGCGGAGAGGGAAGCGCGACGACUCGCUCCGUUUCCUGAGGGGUAUGAUGCGUUGUUGAGGCUGCAGAGUAGGACCCAGUUGAGAGGGUACAGUGGGAGGGAGGUAGGGGUCAGAACGGCCGGGCUGGCGAUGAGUCCUGAUGGGCGGCUACUUUGGGCUGCCUGUGAGGAGGGCAUUUUUGAGAUCCAAGUUGGGAGGAAGGGACGGAUGUUUUGGCCGGCUGUUCAGCCGAGAUGA